UGCCAUCGGCGCAGGAGCGGCGCAUAGCGCGUCGAAUGCACGCGCGGAGCGUACCGCCGCGCGCUGGUACGCCGGUGCAGAGCGUGCCUUUUGCAGUCGGGUACGGAACACCUUGACGCCGCGGCUUGUUUACGUAACGGUGACGUCACGCGUCUGGCGGCGUUGGUGCAGUCCGGUGGGCCGAUGUGGUCUAUGACAGGGCUUCACAUGGACAUGCGGCGACGUCUCCGGCGCGGGCAUCCGGAAAUGAUUCACCCCUACGAUUAUACUGCUCGUGUUUAUGAGUCAUUGUAUUGCGACGCCACCGAGUCAUUCGUGGCUUGCCUGGAACAAGGCAUUGUGACUUGGGAACUUUUAUUGCAUUUGGUAUUUCCGGAAGCACAUUUAGUGCCUUACCACAUAAUCAUCGGGUUUUCAGAGUAUAACGUGACUGGUCACUCUGCGAUCGACGUACAGUAUGCAAGCACACGCCCCACACGACCGCUGGCGCACACCCGCAUGGUACUCAUGUCAACACGGAAAACCAGGCGAACAAAAUCGACGCGGUGACGGCUGUCCCGGGGUGCGGUGAUUUCGUUCACUAACAUGCUUCUCUUUCUCUUCCAGGCCGUGCACCAGUGAUGGUGACGGAGAACAUGUACGGACCUAUCCAAUACGGUGACGUCAAGGUGCAGUACACCCCGGUGCCACCUGGCGGCGGCUAUUACUACCCGCCAGUCGGCGUGCCAAAGACCGAAGACGAACCGCCGGCCGCGCCGCUAGAGGCGCUGCCGUCGCUGCGGCGGCAGGACGCAGCGGCCGGGAAUCGCAGGCGGCGUGAGUUCACGCAGGACAGCCACAAAGAUGACAGCUACUGGGACCGCCGGCGGCGCAACAACGAGGCGGCCAAGCGCAGCCGCGAGAAGCGCCGCUUCAACGACAUGAUCCUGGAGACGCGCGUGGCGAGCUCACCAAGGACAACUACCUGCUUCGCGCGCACGAUCAACACCAUCCGAGACAAGUUCGGCAUCAUCGUGUGA
Molecule: messenger RNA, 1019 nt
Organism: Pollicipes pollicipes
Lineage: Eukaryota; Metazoa; Arthropoda; Thecostraca; Pollicipedomorpha; Pollicipedidae
Product: nuclear factor interleukin-3-regulated protein-like
Exons: 1
Coding region: 621-1019 (132 amino acids)
Biological process (GO): circadian rhythm; regulation of DNA-templated transcription
Cellular component (GO): nucleus
Molecular function (GO): DNA-binding transcription factor activity; DNA binding
Source: RefSeq, a predicted model, not a curated record